UUUCCAUUGAGUUCCUAUCAGCGACUGUAUUGACAUCUCCAUGAUCCUUCGCCGCUUGUUGGACUGCGGCGGGUUUAAGUCAGAUGUUGAACGUAAACUCCGGAGCCUAACUCUUUGGAUGACAUUCACAUCCCAACUCCGACAUCUCCGAUCAGCAUCCGCCUGCCAUUCGAGAGACAUCAAUCAAUAUAGGAGUUCCAUGAUGCGUGCGAGACUCGGUGUUAGGACUUAGUGCUGCUAAACAUCAUUGGAAACAAGCCUGUACCAUUCGUUAUUUACGUAUACGUACACACUUAUAAUCCCGUUCAUUAUCUUCCAGCUCAUUCCCCCUGGAAACCCAGAUCCAACCCCACAAUGGCCACUCAGAACCCCAACGACAAAAAGGUCAUCACCAUCUUCGGUGCAACGGGAAACCAAGGCUCCUCCGUCCUCAAAACCCUCCUCACCCACUCCCAACUCUCUAGUCUGUAUACACCCCGCUGUAUUACGCGCUCCCUCGCCUCCCCGGCCGCGCAGCAACUCCUCCAAAAGGCCAACGUCGAGGUCGUAGAAGCAGACCUAUCGCGCCCGGAAACGCUCCCCGCAGCUUUAAAGGACACCCACACACUCUUCCUCGUAACCACCUCCAUCUAUCCCGGCCGUCCCGGCGAACCCGACACCGCGGCCCUCUGCGCCGAGAAGGAAUUCCAGCAGGCCAAGAACGCCGUCGACGAAGCCGUCAGACAAGGCGUCCAAUACAUCAUCUUCUCCUCUCUGGUCUCCCCAUUCGAACUCUCAAAGGGGAAAUUGGCAGGCGUGACGCACUUUGACGUCAAAGUCCGCAUCGAGGAGUACAUCCGGCAGAAGGAAGGCGAGACGGGCGGGAAGCUGAAGAGCGCCUUCUUCGGCCCCGGGGCGUUUAUGCAGAAUUUCCAGGGGGGUGGUUUCGCACCGAAGUGGGAGGAUGGAAAGGAUGGAGGAGCGUACGUGAUGAGGAAUCUGUGCAGUCCUGGGACGAAGGUGCCGUUUAUCGAUAUUACGGAGACGGGCCAGUGGAUUGCCCCGUUGCUGCUCCAUCCCGAGCGGUACUAUGGGAAGAGCCUCCUGGCGGCCAGCGAGUGGAAUAGUUUUGGCGAGGUUGCGAAGUUGAUAGAGGAGAAGACGGGGAAGAAGGUGAGGUUUGAGCAAGUUGCGAAGGAGGAUAUGGAGAAGUGGUUCCAAAAGGCACCGGAGGUGGGCAGGAUGGUUGUGGGGAUGUAUGUUUGGGUGGAGGAAGGGGGAUACUUCGGUCCUGGAGGGGAGGAGGGUGUGGCUUGGGCCAAGGCGCAGGUGGAGGACUGCGGAGGCAGGGUUAGUGGAGUCGCAGAGUGGUUGGACAAGGUGGGAUAUGCGUUAGACUAGAGUGGGACGGCUGAGUGGGUUGUCAUCUCGGUGGAAUAUGGAUUAAAGUCCAGCGUCGAAAUGAUUAGGAGCGCUAUUCUCGUCCAGAAGCGUUGUGAUUAUGGAGUUGGAGCUAUCAGAGCUUAGGAACCGGUCAAGUGUAACUGGCCAAAAGCCAUUGAGUGUUCCAUAAGUCAUACUGAGUUGAGAUUUGGAUCGAAGUAUAUAGAAAAUAUCGGUUGGUCCGAGUUGGGUAUCAGGUUAAU
Molecule: messenger RNA, 1625 nt
Organism: Westerdykella ornata
Lineage: Eukaryota; Fungi; Ascomycota; Dothideomycetes; Pleosporales; Sporormiaceae
Product: NAD(P)-binding protein
Exons: 2
Coding region: 355-1380 (341 amino acids)
Source: RefSeq, a predicted model, not a curated record